CGGCCCUGCCCCUGUUACAUUCCUCGGAACUCCUCUCUGAGAAUCCCUUGAACAUUCUACAAAACUCAAAUUUUCAUAAUCAAAAUCUUCAAACACCCUAUUUUUUUUUGGUCAUGUGAUGAAAUUUUUCAAUAUUUUCGCUCUAAUUUUUCAGAAACUCUGCAAGUAAUUGAAUCUGACCGCGUGUAUUACCCGAGCAAGAAAAAAACUUACAACGAUGUUUUGUUCCCCUUCCUAGUCUUUUUACUUUUUUAUUUUAUUUUUUUGUCACGUAAAAGAAAAACCUAAAUUGAAGAAACUAUCCUGCUCUCUGCAAGACAUUGAAUCAGCUUGUAUCGCUGGAGGUUUUGUUUACCGGAAUUUGCUCUUACAGUCCAACGGUUUGUGUGUUACUAGUAUUUGUUGGCUUUUGUAACCAGCAAAAGCAAGCAAUCAUGGAUUGGGGUUUUGUGAAUAGAAACUGGGAAAAAUGGGCAUGUAACAAUGUUGGUUUUGAUGGUGAACCAUUAAAGGCUGCUCUCCUAAUCAAUUAUGAUCCAACCGGACCUUCUCGCCUGCUGUCUACAAUUGCAGAGGAGGAAGGGAUAGAAGCAGACCCCAUUGAAGUAGGCGAGUUUGUGAACUUCAUCAAACGAGGCAAUUACCAGAGUGAAAGCUUCUUUAUUGAAUCAAAUCAAUAUGUGGUUACAUCAAUACACGAGAGUUGGUUUUGUGGAAGGUGCAUGAACACUUCAAAGCCUGCGGGUGAAGGAGCUAUAGUAUACAAGACGCCAUCUUUUCUCUUUGUUGCCUUAUAUGAAGGCUCCAUUGGUGCAGCAUCUCGUGCAAUGGCUGCAGUUGAUCGUUUUGCAUGCCAAUUGGAACGAAGAAAUCUUUGAUGAUAUUGUCGUCACUCCCUCCCUCCCUCCCUUUCUCCAUUUCUUAUCUAUAAACUUUAAUUUCUGGAAAGCAGUUAACAUGCAAUGCAGUGUUGGUAGCUUGUGCACAUUUUUUUCCCUAUUAGCUCCUAUCAAUGAAAAGAUUGGAUCUACAUAUUUGAUAUA
Lactuca sativa (garden lettuce) is the source of this 1043-nucleotide messenger RNA. Its product is annotated as Profilin family protein. Lineage: Eukaryota; Viridiplantae; Streptophyta; Magnoliopsida; Asterales; Asteraceae. Gene Ontology annotation, molecular function: actin binding. The record is from RefSeq and is a predicted model, not a curated record.